Molecule: messenger RNA, 1344 nt
Organism: Antechinus flavipes (yellow-footed antechinus)
Lineage: Eukaryota; Metazoa; Chordata; Mammalia; Dasyuromorphia; Dasyuridae
Product: WW domain-binding protein 11-like
Biological process (GO): mRNA cis splicing, via spliceosome
Cellular component (GO): spliceosomal complex
Source: RefSeq, a predicted model, not a curated record
AUGGAGAGAAGAUCUGCAUCUCCCACCAAGAGUGGGAAAUUCAUGAAUCCCACUGACCAGGCUGGAAAGGAAGCUCGGAAGAGGGAAUUAAAAAAGAAUAAGAAACAACGAAUGAUGGCAUGAGCUGCAGUACUGAAGAUUAAGGAUCCCAAAAAAAUUAUCUGGGACAUGGAGAAACUGGAUAAGAUGGAGUUCAAUCCAGUACAGCAGCCACAGCUACAUGAAAACGUGAUCAAAAGGAAACGCAAAAAACUUCAGGAAACUUUUCAGAGAAUUGUCCGACUCUAUGAAAAGGAAAAUCCAGGUAUCGCCAAAGAACUUGGAAAGUUAGAGGUGCAGUGUGAGCAGAAGAGGGCCCAGCUCAGUCAAUACUUUGCUGCUGUAAAGAAGGCUCAGGACGUUGAAGUGGAAAGCAUCCCACUGCCUGACAUGUCUCAUGCUCCUUCUAACAUCUCUCUCCAAGGAAUACCAUUGCCUGGUGCACAGUCACCAACUGUUCUCAAAAAUCUCUCUGCCUAUGGACCUCCCACCAGGGCAAUUUCUCUGCUUCCUUUGCCUGGACAUGGUGUUCCUCCUUUACCUCCUGGCAGAAUUCCUCCGGGCCCACCCCCUGGGCCACCUCCUUUCCAAGUGCUGCAGAUGUAUGGCCAUAAAGUGGGUUUUGCUCUAGAACUUGUUCCUCCUCAGCAGCAGGAUAGUCCAGAACUUGCUCAAGGAGGUCGUGAUGACGAUGCUUUCAGCACCAUUGAAAAAGAAGAUUGUUCUCAAGACAUGGAUCAAGAUAAGCAUGAUGACAGCAGUUGUGACAGGAACAUCAACAAGUCAGAUGUUUCCUGGGAAGAAGAGUUCAUGGCUGAUGAAGAGAGGAACAGUGAGGAAAAAACCUCAGUUCACAAUGUAAGAUUUGCUGGUGUUCCUGGAGAAUCGGGAAAGAAAAAGAAAAACAUGAAGCAAAUAACACCUCUUCAAGCUACCAUGCUUAGAAUAGCAGGUCAGGAAAUUCCUGAAGAGAGGCAAGAGGCUGGGGUAUUUUCAGAGGAUGAUGACCAGGAGGAUUCUGAGGACUUAAAGGACACAAGAGAGCAGCAGCACAAGGAAGUAUCUCUUCCUGGUGGGGCAUUCUCCUCUCCUGCUUCUCAGAAACAGCAACCACUUCCACAGGCUGUUCUUCCUGCCAUACCAGGACUCUACCUUGCUCCACCAUUACUACCAACUCCUGGGCUUCCUCCUGGUUCACCCCCAGGAGCUACUCCCUUCUUAAAACCACUUGGGAUAGACUCGCACUCCUUCAGUAGUGAGCAGUGCCCCAGCGUCCUUCGGGAAAGCACGGGCUCGAGGCCGUAA